Toxotes jaculatrix (banded archerfish) is the source of this 3587-nucleotide messenger RNA. It is a transcript of the gene rabep1, whose product is annotated as rabaptin, RAB GTPase binding effector protein 1. The coding region runs from base 99 to 2684 and encodes 861 amino acids. NCBI's taxonomy places the organism in Eukaryota, Metazoa, Chordata, Actinopteri, Toxotidae. The transcript has 19 exons. The record is from RefSeq and is a predicted model, not a curated record. Gene Ontology annotation, molecular function: growth factor activity; GTPase activator activity. Gene Ontology annotation, biological process: endocytosis. Gene Ontology annotation, cellular component: intracellular membrane-bounded organelle.
UUAACACAGCAGUUUGUGAUGUUAGCCUGUUUUCUUGGACACUCCUAGCUUCUUAUCCCACUGCCCUGGUAAUUGCCUCAAGCCCCCCUCAGGAAACCAUGGCCGAGCAGGCCUCGGGAUCCCCUCUGUCGUCCCAACAUGACGAGGUGCUCCAGCAGCGAGUGGCAGCUCUGGAGCAGGAGAGGGCUGAGUUCAUCAGACGUAAGCAGCAGCUGGAGGCCGAGUUCAACCAGAAACGAGCCAAGUUCAAAGAGCUCUACCUGUCGAAGGAAGAGGAGUUGAAGAGGCAGACCGUGGCGCUGGAUGGCGCCCAGGCCGAGCUGAGCUCUGUCCAGACCCAGCUGGCUCAGGCCCGGGCCGAAAUAGAGACCAUCAAAGAGGUGGCCACCGUGUCGGAAAACACCAAGCAGGAAGCCAUCGACCAGGUCCGCAGCCAGUGGCAGGAGGAGGUGGCCUCGUUGCAGGCCAUCAUGAAAGAAACAGUGUGCGAGUAUGAGGUCCAGUUCCACCAGCGCUUGGAGCAGGAGCGAGCCCAGUGGAACCAGUACCGCGAGGCAGUGGAGAGGGAACUGGGUGAUCUGAGACGCCGCCUCACCGAGGGCCAGGAGGAGGAAAACCUGGAGGAUGAAAUGAAAAAAGCCCAGGAGGAUGCAGAGAAGCUUCGCUCAGUGGUGAUGCCCAUGGAGCAGGAGAUCGCAGCCCUGAAAGCCAAACUGACGACAGCCGAGGAGCGGGUGAAGGAACUGGAGGCCUCUAAGGUCAAAGAGCUCAAUCAUGUACUUGAGGCUGAGAAGUCGUGUCGCACAGACCUGGAGAUGUAUGUGGCCGUGUUGAACACUCAGAAAUCUGUCCUGCAGGAAGAUGCUGAGAAACUACGGAAAGAGCUCCAUGAGGUCUGUCACAAGCUGGAGUUGGAGCGGCAGCAGCACAAUCAGCUGAAACACACGUGGCAGAGAGCUAACGACCAGUUCCUGGAGUCUCAGCGCCUCCUCAUGAGGGACAUGCAGAGGAUAGAGAGCGUGCUGUCAUCUGAACAGCUCCGCCAGGUGGAGGAGAUGAAGAAGAAAGACCAGGAGGAGGAUGAAAUAGAGAGGCUGAGCCAAGUGAAAGAGCUGCACGAGGAGGAUGGGGGAGACAACACCGAGCCUUUGGAGGACUUAUUCCUCGGGCUGAACGUGGAGGAGUCCCAUGCCAACCACAGCGCCCACGGCUCGAUGCACUCGUUAGACACUGACGUGGUGGCGGGUGGCCCCAUGGACCCCUACAAAGACAACCUGCGGAGAGUUCAGUCGACAGACAGCCUCGGUUCCUCGCUGUCCGUCCAGCAGGGCCUCGGUGGCCAAAACCACAAGGCCAAGUCGGCCAGCAACUUGGACGAGUCGGACUUUGGGCCCUUGGUGGGGGCCGACUGCGGGGCGACAGACAGUAGUUUUGGCGAAACCUCGUCCAUCAGCUCAAUCAAGCUGACGGCGAGCCACUUCCUGCUGACUAAGGACCAGGAGAAGGCCAUCAAAGCCAUGACGCCUGAGCAGGAGGAGACGGCGUCGCUGUUGUCCAGCAUCUCCCACGCCCCUGACACUGCCUACUUACCGCCCACAGGCUAUAGACUGGUCAGCGACAGCGAGUGGAACCUGCUGCAGCAAGAGCUGAAAAACGCAGGCAGGAAGCUCGGCCGACGCUGUGACAUGUGCUCCAACUACGAGAAGCAGCUGCAGGCCAUCCAGGGGCAAGAGGCCGAGACACGAGAUCAAGUGAAGAAACUGCAGGUGAUGCUACGUCAGGCCAAUGAUCAGCUUGAGAGGACGAUGACUGAGAAACAGAAUUUGGAAGAUUCAGUCAAAUCAGGCAACGAAGAAACUGCUGCUAAGGUGUCUGCCCUCAUGCAGAGAGUCCAGGAGUCAGAAACGCUGCUCAGCACACUACAACAAGCCUUCAGUGAUGCUAAGAGGAACACACAGGAACAGAUGGCGGUGCUGGUGAAGUCGAGGGAGCAGGUGGCAGAUGAACUAAGCCGACUACAGAGAGACAACGAGAGCCUGCAGGGAAAACACAGGCUGCACGUUGAACUGCAACAACAAGAGGACUUCCAGAUGCCCAGUACUGUGCAAGAGCUACAAAGCCUGGUGUUGCGGUUGCGUGAGGACACAGUGGCGUUACGGACGUCUGCUGAUCACAUGGAGGAGAAGCUGAAAGCUGAGAUUCUGUUUCUGAAGGAGCAGAUCCAGGCAGAGCAGUGUCUGAAGGAAAACCUGGAGGACACGCUGCAGCUGGAGAUCGAGGGCUGUAAGGAGGAGAUAGACAUCUUGGAAGCUUCUUUCUCCAGUUUGAAGACAGAGCUGGAGCGAAUAAAAGCUGAGAAGGAACAGUUGGAGAGCAGUCUGGCAGAGAAGACUGAGACACUGGAGAGCAUCCAGGGCCUGAAGAGCAGCCUGGAGCAGCAGCUCAAAGAGCUCGCCACUGCAAAGAGUGCACUAGAGAGUCAGGUCCUUGAUGAGAGAGACAAAGCUCAGCGGCUGCAAACAGAGCUUGAUGUCAGUGAACAGGUUCAGAAGGACUUUGUCAAACUUUCCCAGACUCUUCAGGUACAGUUGGAGCGAAUACGACAGGCAGACUCCUUGGAUCGAAUCAGAGUAAUCCUCAACGACACCAACUUGACUGACAUCAACCAGCUUCCAGAGACAUGAUACCACAGAAUGAAAACUGCCUUCAGUUUCAUUCCCCUCUUUCUCUAUCACUGGCCCAAUAACAUUAUUGAUCUGACCCUUCCUCCUCCCCAUAACCUCCCCCCUGUGGAAGAGUUUGGAAGGACAAGGACAGAUGUGGCAUGAGGAGCUCAUGGCCUUUUGUGUACAUUAUAAGUCAUGGAACACACCACAGAUAGAAUAAUGAAGAAGAACACUACUAAAAAAAAAUGUAAAUAACUAAAUGUCUGACUAUGGACAGGGGGAGUGGAAGUCCAUCUUUCUGUGGGUCUGUCUGCGUCUUGUUUCUACUGUAGAUAUGACUGUCUGUAUUAGGCUCAACCAAAAAGGUUUGUCGUCUUCUAAAGCACUUUUCAUCUGCAACUUCUCUUUCCAGGUAAAUAGAAAACAAUUGGAUGCAUAAUUUUUCUCCUUCUGUUCUCAGAGCGGUUGAUAAUCGCUUCCUUGUUCCACUCGCUUGUUCUUUCCGUUUGUUUUUUUUUUUCCCCCCAUUUCUGGCUAUUUUUCUGUGGCAUUUUUCCACCUUGCUCUGUUCAUUUCACCUUGUGCAACCUAUGAUAAAGACACAAUGAAGGACGGAAAAUACUUGCACAUAACCUAACUAGGAUAUAAAAAAAAGGAACAUAACACAAAGCAAGCAAUACACUCCUUUUCUUAAACAUCCUCCUGCUGUACCUUGCUUUGGUCUUUGCUCUUAACAUCUGACAGAAGUCUUUUUUUUUUUAAGUCAUGUUCAAAGUUGUGGGUUUUGUUUUUCAAAUUCCCACUCGUUUCUUGAUCAUCAAGAAAACACUAGUAAACCCAGUUUGUGUCAGGUAAAGAAAAUUGUUAGGGGAAAAGGACAAAUGAUGAGGUGUCAACAUUAAAGUGUAAAUGGAAAAUAAC